Molecule: messenger RNA, 1313 nt
Organism: Brassica napus (rape)
Lineage: Eukaryota; Viridiplantae; Streptophyta; Magnoliopsida; Brassicales; Brassicaceae
Product: vesicle-associated protein 4-3
Exons: 7
Coding region: 326-1165 (279 amino acids)
Biological process (GO): endoplasmic reticulum membrane organization
Cellular component (GO): plasma membrane; endoplasmic reticulum membrane
Source: RefSeq, a predicted model, not a curated record
UAAGAAAAAAAGUAAAAGUUUCGAGUGUCAAUAGGAUUGCAUCAUUCACUCUACCGGUUAGAGACAUUCACUCUACGAGGCGGAUACUAAUCUUGUUCCCCAAAAUCUCUACUUUUUUGUUUGAAUCAUUACGUUGCCUUCAUAACGCCGUCAAUCGAAAGAGAAAAAAGAAGCGAAUCCAAGACGCGGUCGUUAUAAAACGCAAUUUCCAUCGCGUUUUGAAUCUUCUCAACUUCCGAUGGUGACACUCGCUUUCACGAAACAGUAAACAAAUCAAACCCAGACGUGAAAUCAAAAUUCACUUUCCUUGUGUCGCGGUGGUCCGAUGGCUUUAACGUCGGAAAAAUCCGAUUCCGAUGGCCGACGUCGAAGCUUAUUCAAACUACCCUUUCGAAACUCCAGUGAUCAUCAAGCUACCUCUUCGUCUUCGUCUUCUCAUCUCAGUGACAAUUAUAUACAUCAAUCUCGCCAUUUUCGCUAUCAGGGACCACGUCCUGUCGUCGAACGAUUGGGUCAAACCCAUCACCAACAACCAGCCGCGACGAUCCCUUCGAUGUCAUCAGUCGCGAGAUCACUUCUUCCUUCUAAACGCCGGUUGAAACUCGACCCUUCCUCCAAACUUUACUUCCCUUAUGAGCCUGGGAAGCAAGUCAGGAGUGCCAUUAAGAUUAAGAAUACCAGCAAGUCACAUGUAGCUUUCAAGUUUCAAACAACGGAACCAAAGAGUUGCUUCAUGCGUCCUGCUGGUGCUAUCCUUCCUCCGGGUGAAGAAAUCCUCGCGACUGUUUUCAAGUUUGUUGAGCCUCCUCAGAAUAAUGAAAAGCCAAUGGAACAGAAGAGCGGGGUUAAGUUUAAAAUCAUGAGCUUGAAGAUAAAAAUCCCCACGGACUAUAUGCCCGAGCUGUUUGAGGAGCAAAAAGAUCAUGUCUCUGAGGAGCAAGUAAUGCGUGUGGUAUUCUUGGAUCCUGAAAACCCUAACCCUAUGAUGGAGAAACUGAAGAGUCAAUUAGCUGAAGCGGAUGCUGCAGAUGAAGCAAGGAAGAAAGCACCAGAUGUUAUUAGUACUGGUCCGAAGCCAAUUGGCGAAGGACUUGUGAUUGAUGAAUGGAAGCAACGCCGAGAGAGGUAUCUUGCACAGCAACAAAAAGGAGUGGACUUGGCUUGAAACCAGAAGUAUCACAAAGACAAAAAAAAAAAGUGUGUGGAUAUAUGUAAUGUGUGAAGGGAAUGAAGAUUGCAUCUGUGGUCAAGUUUUAUCCAAAAAAAAAAAAUACUUGUUCCUUUGAUGUCUUAACUAAAGAUUUGUUCUCUAA